This is a messenger RNA of Colossoma macropomum (tambaqui), 2772 nucleotides long. RefSeq names its product chloride channel protein 2-like. The transcript is spliced from 23 exons. The record is from RefSeq and is a predicted model, not a curated record. Gene Ontology annotation, molecular function: voltage-gated chloride channel activity. NCBI's taxonomy places the organism in Eukaryota, Metazoa, Chordata, Actinopteri, Characiformes, Serrasalmidae. Gene Ontology annotation, biological process: chloride transport; transmembrane transport. Bases 120 to 2627 code for a protein of 835 amino acids. Gene Ontology annotation, cellular component: membrane.
AAUGAACACCACGGUGCUACAGUCUUGCACUACAUCUGAAGACUGCAUCCUCAUAUGGUCCACUCUUUCCUCAAGCUGUUGUGCUUCUUCUGAGGUCACUGCGGUCUACGAGCACCGUCAUGACUGGAGAUAUCUCGGAAAAGAGCUCGCUGCAGUGCGCGCAGCCACUGAUGUACACAGAAGAACGAGAAAACGAGAGCUUUAAGCAGCGUCUCACAGAACAGAAGCAAUCGGAGGAGUCUGUCCGAGGUCGGUGGGCCAAGUUCAACCUCUGCAGCCCACCAUGGCGGAAGUUUUUCUUGUGGCACUUGGGAGAAGACUGGGUCCUUCUCAUCCUGCUGGGAAUCAUCCCAGCCACCAUGAGCUGGGCCAUGGACUUCGGCAUUGAAUUCUUCCUACACAGUACAAUUUGGUUGUAUGAGAAAGCACACAGCAAUGUGUUUCUGCAGUAUCUGGCCUGGGUCUCCAUCCCUGUCGUGCUGAUCAGCUUUGCAGCGGGCUUCACCUACCUCGUGGGACCCCAAGCUGCAGGCUCUGGAAUUCCAGAGAUGAAGGCUAUAGCAAAAGGGGUUGACGUCAAAGAUCAUCUCAGCCUGAACACUCUGGUGGCCAAAAUUGUCGGCCUCACCUGUGCACUGGGCAGCGGCAUGCCUCUGGGGAAGGAGAGCCCCUUCGUCCACAUCGGGGGCAUUUGUGCUGCACAGCUGAGCAGGUUUGCGGCGUUCCUUGGCAAAGUUAAACAGAGUGAGUCUCAGACCGUUGAGUUGGUGAUAUCUGGCUGUGCUGUUGGGCUCGCGUGUUGCUUCGGCUCCCCCGCUGGAGGUGUACUGUACAGUGUAGAAGUAGCCUCAACCUUCUUCAUGGUCAGGAACUACUGGAAAGGAUUCUUUGCUGCUUCCAUCAGCGCCUUCGUGUUCAGAUUUCUGCCAGUGUGCAGUGGAAGUUUUGAAACCAUCACACCUCUCUUUAAGACGUGGUUUCGCCAGGACCAUCCCUAUGAGCUUAUGGAGCUCCUGUCCUUCUGUGUCCUGGGUAUACUGAGUGGUCUUGCUGGAGCAUUAUUUGUCUUCAUCAAUGGUGUGAUGGUGCGCUUCAUUAGGAGCCAAAGACCCAUCAGUCAGUUCCUCGUCAAGACGCGUGUGCUGUAUCCUGCUUUGGUCACUCUUGUGAUUGCCACUCUGACCUUCCCCCCUGGAUUUGGACAGUUCAUGGCAGGGGAGCUGACUCAGAAGGAGACCCUGUAUGCCCUUUUUGACAACUACACAUGGUCCAAGCACCUUCAGGAGGAGCAUUUUGACCCGUCCGACCACUCGGUGGCCUGGAAGCACCCGCACGUCAACGUCUUCGGCACCCUCGCCAUCUCCUUCAUCAUGAAGUUCUUCAUGUCGGCCGUGGCCAUUUCUAUGCCUGUACCGUGUGGAGCUUUUGUACCAGCCUUCGUGAUCGGGGCUUACCUUGGGAGGCUGGUAGGUGAAGUGGCGGCUGUUGUGCUACCUGAAGGAAUUCAUCACAAUGGCACUAUCUUCACUCCAGUACCAGGAAGCUAUGCUGUAGCAGGUGCAGCUGCGAUGUCCGGGGCAGCCACUCACACUGUAUCCACGGCGUUGAUAGUGUUUGAGUUGACCGGUCAGAUCAACUACAUUUUCCCUUUAAUCUUAUCGGUUAUAGUGGCUAACAUUGUGGCCCAAACCCUCCAGCCAUCGCUAUACGAUUGCCUCAUCCGCAUCCGAAAACUGCCUUAUCCAACAGAGCUCACCUGGGGCCACCAUGAGGGGCCUAGUAUUCAGGUGGAGGAUUUCAUGGUGAAAGAUGUGAAGUAUAUCACGUUAACCUCUACGUACAAGGACCUCCACAAAAUCUUGUUCGCAAGACAGUUCAAAUCUCUCCCACUGGUGAAGUCUGCAGAGUCGAUGAUCUUGCUGGGCUCUAUUGAGUGCGUUCAGUUGCGGGCUCUGCUGUCCCAGCACCUCAGCCGUGCACGGCGGCUGGAGUACCUCCGCGACUGCGCUCAGAACGAGAGGAAGCACACGAGUACACCCACCAGUGAGGACGGAAACCAAAAGGACAUCCAAGAGGUCUCUGCAGGUGGAUUUAGUACUACACACUCAUUCUCCUCUGCACCAGUCAAAAGACCACCUGUGAGAGGUUUCCAAGAUUCAGACAUUACCUUGAAGAGUCUUCUCUGUUCCCAUUCUAUCGUGGAAGGACUAGAGGAUGAUGCUGAUGUGGAAGAUACCAUGACUAAAAAAGAGAUUCUGGAGUGGGAGGAGCAGCAGCUGGAGGACAAGGUCAACUUUAACGACUGCAAGAUUGACCCUGCCUCCAUCCAGCUACUGGAACGUACCUCGUUGCAAAAGGUCCACAGUAUCCUUACUCUGAUGAGUCUGGAUCAAUUGUAUGUCACCAGCGUUGGGAAACUCAUAGGAGUCGUGUCACGUCGUGAGCUGCGGAAGGCGUUCGAGGGCUCUGUGAAGAUACGGGGGCCCAUAACGCACCCACCCAUGUCAACCUUCAGAGAGAGCAAGACCAGAUGCAGGAACACGAACACCCCCGAGGCCACGGAGCUCCACAGCCUCCUGGGCAGCGAGAGCAGCCUGGACCAGCCCGCAGAGUCCGAGGAGAAGUGAUGGAUGGAGGGAGGGAGGCGUACUCUUGGGUCUGACCUGAUCCCCUCCCAGAGUUUUAAAGAGGGAUGGAAAGGAGGGAUGAAGUAAUAGAUGGGGAAAUAGUAGCUUCGUUUAAUGUAUUGUUUUUUUUUUUUACCUUGAAAAA